Messenger RNA from Ambispora gerdemannii, 516 nucleotides. The record is from the annotation of a GenBank genome assembly. NCBI's taxonomy places the organism in Eukaryota, Fungi, Glomeromycota, Glomeromycetes, Archaeosporales, Ambisporaceae.
AUGGAGAAAAACAAUAGUAAUAAAAAAAUUCGUUCCGCUUUCGAGCUAUUCAAAAACUUUUUUGACAUCGAGGUACAACGUAAUAAACUCAAUAUUAAAAAUUCACGUGUAGCAGCCAAAAAGAUAUGGAAUAAGGCACCGCAAAAUUUUAAAAAAAGUUUUGUGGAAAAAGCAAAACAUUACCAUGGAAGCUCGCAACAAAAUGAAGCAACGUUGAGAUGUUUCAAUGGAAAUAAUGACGUAAAAGCCUAUAUAGAUUGUGCUUUGUUAUCGAACAGAACAGACACACCUCUGGAUUAUGGUGAGUCUUCCGCUGGUUUGAGUGCAAGCGAUAAUAUCGUCGACCGGGAAGAGACCCCACCGCCUGAACCUCAAGUUGAAGAACCAGUAACGCUUCAGCGUAUUUUAAUCGACCCACAAUUCUUGAAUGUUGGUGGUCCUUUUAAUCAUCAAGACGACAUGAAUACAAAUGGAGUUUUUGACGUUAUUAGCGGGAACAAUUCAGUCGGAUACUAG